Tricharina praecox is the source of this 354-nucleotide messenger RNA. RefSeq lists its product as uncharacterized. NCBI's taxonomy places the organism in Eukaryota, Fungi, Ascomycota, Pezizomycetes, Pezizales, Pyronemataceae. The transcript is spliced from 2 exons. Bases 1 to 354 code for a protein of 117 amino acids. The record is from RefSeq and is a predicted model, not a curated record.
AUGGCGGAUCCUUAUCGCUCCCAUCCCAUCAAGUACCUGGAGGCAAGUAAGUCCUAUUCACCUCGCAUCGACGGCAACCCCCCCACCUUCGCUUCACCGUCACUCGCUACUUCGCCGCCAAAGUACAUCCCACAUCCCACUCCCCCAAUGUGCCAGUACAAACUCCAGAUCUUCGCAUGCGGGGAUUCCUACAUCACGCGCGAGAAGCCGUGCGCGAACAGGUACCCGUUGCACUGCAACACGUUUGAGGUGCCGCUCGAGACGCGGCAUGCGAUUGACUGCUAUCCUUGCCGCCGGAAUCCAAAGAGGAGGAUACUGCCGGCUAUGGCGAGGGGGAUUUACGCGCAUCGUUAG